This is a messenger RNA of Ilyonectria robusta, 2670 nucleotides long. RefSeq lists its product as uncharacterized. NCBI's taxonomy places the organism in Eukaryota, Fungi, Ascomycota, Sordariomycetes, Hypocreales, Nectriaceae. The transcript has a single exon. Bases 24 to 2528 code for a protein of 834 amino acids. The record is from RefSeq and is a predicted model, not a curated record.
ACAGCACCACAUGCACUACAACAAUGGAGCUUCUGCUAAACCAUCAACUCGGCCCUUUCGGUCUCGAUUCAUACUCACAUUAUGAGGGAGGUGCCAAUAUGUUCGGGAUCGAUUGGAACGACCCAGUCAACCUCAUGGUGGCCAUGGGCGGGCGUAUGCCAGAGUGUCCCUCUCCAGCUGAAGUCAAAGAAGAGGCAAAGGAACGGUCAAGCAAGAUUUUCUCGACAUACCGAACAUUGAACAAGAUCCUUGAGCGCCAUGAGGCCACCAUUCAAAAGCGAUGGUCCAAGAAGACUCGAUCGCAGAGGCUUCGCAUUCUCCUCAACGCCUGGCCGGAUAUGCCUGCCUCGCAUCGUCCCGAUUUCGAGGCGUUCCGCAACGAGCCGUCUAAGAAGCGAAAGAGCGGUACGAAGCAUAGGGGUGCAUACAUAUGGCCCUAUAUCAACCAGGAAGACCUAUCGCAGACUAGACCACUGCCCUUGUUGCUCAACGCAAGAGGCCGUACUCCCCCGACCACUUUCGUGGGUGCCGACCACAAUGCAAUGCAACUCGGCAAAACGAGCUUGGCAAUAGUCGCUAUAGCUCUCGAUGAAUACACCGUGGUACUCAACAGGGCCACCUCCGAAAAGGAUUAUGGCGAGAUGUUGGAUUGGGAUACUCAUCCUGAUGCCUGUGAUUGGAUCCAUUCCCGUACAGAAUUCCUUCCUGGAGAGGCCCUGCUUAUCCUCGAAGCACAAGAACGAGUGUUGGUUUUUCUCGUGGAGUGCUGUCAGGAGCUUCUCCACGAAAUCCCGGCGGACACACUCACCAGCGAUGAGUUCCCUGUCCAGCCAGAGCCACGAGUGAAAUCAGAGAGUGACGCUUCUGGAUUUGAAUCCCUGGCCGUGUUGGCAGCCGAGGCGCCAUAUCGGGUGCCAGGACAGCUUGACCUGGGUCGAAUGGAGUCGCUUCUUGAAGCUAGAGUGUCAGCCGCAGAAGAUAGGCUUUGGAUCCUUCGAGAAGAUCCGUCAUACUUUACGCAACGGCUUCUGGAAACAAAGGAACAUCAGCAAGAGCUGAUGCGGGACACCUUGGGUCAGUCUCAUCACACCGCCUGUACAGGCCGCACCGCUACUCUCUGGUCUCGCAUCUUAGGCAAUGCUCUCACUGACGCUUACUUGCCCCUUGAACUAUUUUCUGAGCUUCACAAGCAGGUGCAGAUGCUUCAGCGGCUUCGGCAAAAACACGCUGAAAUAUCACUCUUGGAUUACUUGCCAGAGGAGUACUUAGUUGCUCUUGUCAAGUUCCGUCACUACCUCAUUCAAGGUUCACGUGGCAUGCUAAGCAAUCUCGAAGCACGCGUCAUGGCUUCGCCGCCAAUGCGUAAGUUCUAUGUGCGCGAGCCGAGUGAUGGCAAGUCGAAGAUAGCAAUCAGACCCCGAACUGGGGUAAAAAUGACAAAGGUCGAGGAGCACCUCAUCUGGCUCCUACAUUCGUUGUGGGAUUAUGAAAAUCGGAUGUUCUCGGAGAGCCACUCACUUAUGCUCGACGAGCUUGAGCGUCUGAUACAAGCAGAGCCACAGGCGCAAGCCCUUAUAUCCAGCCCCGUCGCCAAACUCAUCAGUGACGCUUCUAUCAUCUUUGAAUGUUUGAGGCAGCUAGAUCUCUACCGCCCAUGGGCUUUGCAAUUUGAUCAGGCUCUUCAAGACCGAGGACCCGAGAUCGACCGAGGCUUUAUGCAACUCUCUGAGCCAUGGCGCGAGAUGUUUCUUGCCCUCGACGAGCACAACCUGAAUGUGUUCGCCAAGCUGAGUGACCCAUCUAGUGGAAACUUCACCUAUCCUUUCAGUAAGCGCCGGACAAGGGAGAAUGUGGAUGCCCUAAGACUGGCUGAGGCCAACCUGGACGAUGUGUGGGCCAGCUUUGACCGAAUAUUCGAGAAGAAGGAUAUCCAGCUAGACCGAACAGCGGCUCAGCACCUUCUUUCGCAGCCGCGCAUGUUGCAGAGGACUCCGGAGUGGGUUGGAACGGCAACAGCUGCCAAGGACAAGCAAGCUGCAGAUCCCGAUGUCGAGGCCCUUGUUCAGCCUUUCUCGGCGGUGUUCUGUAACCGUUUGAGUACUCUUGACGAUACUACGCAACGAAAGACAAAGGCAGAGACAAAGGGGACGCCAUCCAAACCAGAAGAUGACUCGACUGAAACACCCGAAAUCGCACAAAUUGACCAUCGACCGACCGUCCCCAUUGACGCCCGCUCGCUAAAGGUCUUCCGCACCCUCUUUUUCAACCCGGCAGUAUCGUCAUCGCCGGGCGACGUGCCAUGGAAUGAGUUCCUUCACGCCAUGGCCUUGACUGGGUUCAGAGCUGAGAAGCUGUAUGGGUUCGUCUGGCAGUUCUCCCCGACCAAGUUGAAUGUCAAACGAAGCAUACAAUUUAAUGAGCCUCAUCCGAAGGGCAAGAUGACACUUGAGGUGGCCAGGCGAUUUGGACGGAGGCUUACCCGGGCAUACGGCUGGUCUGCGGGUACGUUUGUAUUGAGGCAGAAAUAGACACUCCUUGAAGUAGAUGGCGUGAAUCUUUUGAAUAAUGUCAUGUUGGGUACUGGAUCAAGUUAUUUGUGCUUCUGACACGGAUCAAAUAUGUGCGUUUCUGGCAUUGCCACCGUAGCCUAUGCUCUUAACAAAGGGGAUA